AUGGAAGAGCUUGUUGGUCAGGAGUCUACCAGGCGGCUCAAGGAGAAUAACCAGAGGCUGGCAGUAGACAACGCGUGGCACGCUUUGGAGGGGAAAGGCCAGUUGGCAAGCGAGGUUGCAUCGGUCGUGUCGAGCAGUGUACUGCAGCAGUGCUGUCCGGCUUGUCUGUUGGAGGACGAGAAGCGGCACGAAAUUGUGGCCGCCAUGCGAGAGAAAGUGGCAUUGAUAGGUGCAGAGCGCGAGGGCGAGCCUUCCUCACAGGUUGAGGGCUGUUGUCGGGAGUGGAUGAAAGCGGGUCACGCUGACGUGCCUUCCUUGGUCAGCUCUCUAGGCCAAGCCUGUCGUGAUGUGGUUACCUGUGACGAUCGGGUGUGUGAAGGGCUCAAGAGCAUCAUGAAGGAGCGCGAUGCACUGAGAGAGCUGACAAGGAACUUGCGAAAUGAGAUACAAGACCUCAGAGGAGGCUUGAGAGUUUUCUGCCGAAUUCGGCCGCCCAGAACAGGGCAAAAAGAGGAGUCACUCGAAUUGUUGGAGCUGGACGUGAGCACAUGUGGGACCCGCAUCGUCGUGCCUGAUAGUCGGAGGACUGAGUACAACUUUGAUUUUGUAUUCCCUCCCAGCUCCACACAGGAGGACGUUUUCGCUGAGGUGUCACCCGUGAUGGAGGCGCUCACUUCGAACAUCCAAGCCCAGCUGGCUGAUGGGACGACGUCCCCGUUGCGGCAGCAGAACAGGAUGAGAGGCGGCUGCACCAACCUCUGCAUCUUCGCCUACGGCCAGACUGGUACAGGUAAGACUCACACUCUGGAAGGGGGAACGACAGAAGCGGAUCGAGGGCUGAUUCCACGUGCUUUGGAACUCCUAUUUGCUGAAGUUGAUCGGCUCAACAACUCGAUGAAGAGAGCUACUGCUGAUAGAAGACUGUCUAUCGCGCUCUGCGUUGUAGAAGUCUAUAACGAGAAUGUCCGGGACUUGCUCUCUGGAGGCUCGUCUGACAAUCGUCUCGAAGUGCAUACUGCCAGCAGCCUAGAGUCAGCUCAUGCGUUGCUGAAGAAGGCCCGGGCGAAUCGGGCUGUCGGGCAGAAUAGGUUGAACCCACGCUCAUCACGGUCUCACUUGAUAGUGACAGCCGCGGUGGUGUUGUCACCGCCGCAGCGCAUAGUGGGCCGUGUGUGGUUUGUUGACUUGGCCGGCUCGGAGCGACUGAAGACCUCUGGUGACUGGACCAAUGUGGGGACUCCGCUGAAACGAGCUUCGACUGCUGGCAAUCUGGACCAAUUCCUAUCUGCUGCGAAGUCCGAGAGCUCUUAUAUAAAUCAGAGUCUGACAAGCCUCGGUAAUGUGCUGAGUGGACUACGUGAAAGUUCCGACUGCGAAGACGAUCGCGCACAGCCGUAUAUACCUUACCGCGGUAGCAAGCUUACUUUCCUACUACAGGGUGCGCUAGGUGACAAGGCUAGCAAGGUACUUAUGUUCUCAACGCUUUCUUCCAACCUGAGCGAUCAGUCCGAGACUUUAUCCACGCUCAACUACGCUGGUCGUGCCGCUACGUCUGUGCGGUCGAGCUGUAAUAGGAAGUCGACUACGUCGAAAUGCUCAACGACCCCGGGUCUCAAUGACUCGAAUCUAUAUGGUUUUGGCUGGAAAUUCAGUUGUUUCUAUGUGUUUUAUCGGACAUCUGGUUUGGUCCGAAAGAUGAGUUUUGAGGUUGACUGA
Molecule: messenger RNA, 1716 nt
Organism: Perkinsus marinus ATCC 50983
Lineage: Eukaryota; Perkinsozoa; Perkinsida; Perkinsidae
Product: kinesin heavy chain, putative
Exons: 9
Coding region: 1-1716 (571 amino acids)
Biological process (GO): microtubule-based movement
Cellular component (GO): microtubule; kinesin complex
Molecular function (GO): microtubule binding; ATP hydrolysis activity; microtubule motor activity
Source: RefSeq, a predicted model, not a curated record